CGGACAAUCGGCAAGAUGAAUGGACGAUCAAAAAGGAGCAGUGAAGAAGGAAAAACGAAGGAUGAGGAAGGCGAAGCGCGGCCACCUUGCCUCUGUUUUGUGAGGACCCGUCGAAAAUCCAAAAUGGCGGCGGCCGUACGCGUGUGUUGUGCCCUCCGUAUCGCUGUUGGAGGUGCCGGUCCCCUCCGCGCCGCAGGGGGCGCCCUCCACGGAUCCCAACUGCUCAGUCGAGCGUCGCCCUCACUUCCUUUUGUGCCCUUCGGGUGCUUGCAGCCAAGCAGACAUGGGAGCUUCUUCAACAAGUUGACGGCCGAAGAGCUGUGGAAAGGCGUGCUGGCCGAGUCGGGGGCCGGCGCCAGGAAGGGUCGAGGGAAGAGAACCAAGCGCAAGCUGAGGAGGGACCUGAACCGAGGCCAGACCAUCGGGGAAGGUCAAGGAGGCUUCAUGUGGCCCGGGCUGAACGCGCCGGUGUUAAAAGACGGCACCGUGCAGAGCGUCAGCCGCAGAGGUCAAGCCGAGCAGCAGGAAGUGCAAGCUGAACUGGUGCGUCAGCGGGACGAGUGGGAGAGGAAGAGGAAGAUGAAGGUGAAGCGGGAGCGAGGCUGGACAGGGAACUCCUGGGGGGGCGUCAGCCUGGGACCCCCCGACCCGGGACCCAACGGAGAGACCUACGAAGAUUUCGACUCUCGUGUCAUUGAGGUGAAGAGCGUGUUCAACAUGACGGCCAAGGAAGGCAGGAAGAGGUCCAUCAGCUGUCUGGUCGCAGUGGGCAACGGGCAGGGCGCCGCAGGUUUUGCCUUGGGGAAGGCAGCAGACAGAAACACGGCCCUCCGCAAGGCAAAGAAUCGAGCCAUCCACUACUUGUACUACAUAGAACGAUACAACAACCACACCAUUUAUCACGACAUUGACUCCAAGUUCAAGAGGACGACGCUUCGCAUGAAGAAACAGAAUGAAGGUUACGGCCUGCGCUGCCACCGCGCCGUCAUCACCAUGUGCAAGCUGAUGGGCUUGAAAGACAUGUACUGCAAAGUGGACGGCUCCGUCAACCUGCUCAACAUCACCAGGGCGCUCUUCUCCGGGCUGGCCAAUCAGGAAACGCACCAGACGCUGGCGGACAAGAAGCGGCUGCACGUGGUGGAGUUCCGGCAGGAGCGCGGCCCGCUGCCCGUGCUGGUGGCGUCCCCCAAGGAAGGCGCCCGGGCCCUGCCGGAGCCCGAGGACGAGAUCGCCGACACGCGUCUGCACUGGGACGACGUGCGCGCCGCCCAGGGCCUCAAACGCUCCAUCUGGGCCGGCGUCAAGCGCACCAUCUGGUAGAACCGCAAUCAAUAUACCAAAAGAUCUUUGGGCUUUUUUUUUUUUUUUUUUUUUUUUUUUUAGGUCUUUAUUUUCGGAUCACGUAUAUCUGUCGAAUAAUGCUGAUAAUGAUUACAUAUCACAAGCCAACAAUAUUCUUUGUUGGUCUGUGCUCAUAUCGUGUUUCCCACCAUGUGCAUGAAAAAAUAAAAUGCAACU
Syngnathoides biaculeatus (alligator pipefish) is the source of this 1518-nucleotide messenger RNA. It is a transcript of the gene mrps5, whose product is annotated as mitochondrial ribosomal protein S5. NCBI's taxonomy places the organism in Eukaryota, Metazoa, Chordata, Actinopteri, Syngnathiformes, Syngnathidae. The coding region runs from base 16 to 1320 and encodes 434 amino acids. Gene Ontology annotation, molecular function: structural constituent of ribosome; RNA binding. The transcript is spliced from 13 exons. The record is from RefSeq and is a predicted model, not a curated record. Gene Ontology annotation, biological process: translation. Gene Ontology annotation, cellular component: ribosome.